AUGGUGUAUGCGUUCAGUAAAGAGAGAAAACGGGAAUGCGGCGGCGGUGAGGAUAGUUGUACUCCAAAUGAGUUACGUUACAGAGGUGUAAGUAAGAGGCGAUCUGGGAAGUACUCAACUAAAAUUACAAACAUCCACUGGCUUGGGACAUUUGAUACGGCGGAAAAUGCUGCUAGGGCUUAUGAUAGAGCACCGAGGAUGUAUCGUGGCCAUGAGGGUAACCUCGAAAAUGCUAAUGAUUUUAUCCGCGGCGGAGGUGGGGUUCAGGAUCAGCCACCAACCAACAAUGCGGAGGCUCUCCAUCUUGAGCUCACCCUUGCCCCGCCAGGGAGCAUGUGA
Messenger RNA from Solanum dulcamara, 339 nucleotides. RefSeq names its product ethylene-responsive transcription factor ERF095-like. Bases 1 to 339 code for a protein of 112 amino acids. The record is from RefSeq and is a predicted model, not a curated record. Lineage: Eukaryota; Viridiplantae; Streptophyta; Magnoliopsida; Solanales; Solanaceae. Gene Ontology annotation, molecular function: DNA binding; DNA-binding transcription factor activity. The transcript has 2 exons. Gene Ontology annotation, biological process: regulation of DNA-templated transcription.